Phyllotreta striolata is the source of this 483-nucleotide messenger RNA. NCBI's taxonomy places the organism in Eukaryota, Metazoa, Arthropoda, Insecta, Coleoptera, Chrysomelidae. The record is from the annotation of a GenBank genome assembly.
AUGUCUUUUAAUACGGACGCUGAUCUUGAAACUAAAGUUCGUAAAUCUACUGAACGAAUAUCAGAAAAUAUGCAUAUAGUAGCAAAUGAACCAUCAUUAGCUUUUUACAGAUUACAAGAACACGUAAGAAAAGCUUUAAAUCCUAUGGUUGAACGUAGGGUGGACGUAGCGAAAAUUCAAACAGAGUUACAGGGUCGAUGUUAUGACAUAGAGUAUGCAGUAGGGGCUUUGAAGAGCAUGGCGAAGGCUGAAGAUAGUUUCAAGAACAUUCAGGAUAAUUUGAAAAAUGCAAUAUUUUUAAAGCAACAGCUCAAAUACGAGGAGUCGAGAAAAAAAAAGUCUGAUAAUAGUUCAGUUUAUAAACGUUUAUCUGCACAUAUUACUUUAGAUCUGCCUGAGUUACCUGAAUUGUCCGAUGUUGUUCGAGAGACUGCAAAUCGAGUGGAGCAUAUGAUGUCAAAAGCAACACAUUCCAAUAGUUAA